UCAACAUCGAAGGCGAAUGUCGAAAAGUGUUUCGAGGUCAAUGUGUCUGCUGCUGGCAACUCAUCGUUUAAAUUAAAUACACAAUCUGCAGCGAGUUCAGCGAGCAGGCGGAUAAAGGACGGCCCACUCGAACUCAGCUCGGCGCGACUAAACUGGAACCCGAACCUGCACCCAAACCCAAACGCAGACCCAAAAGCCAGCCAAACCAAUUCGACGCCAACGCCAAUUUUAACUACUGUUGGUGGCGCCAGCAGCGAAUAGCGAAUAAUUGAAUCAUAAAGGACACGGACGGGCCACCGAAAGGAUCCAGAAUUCAGGAUCAACAAAGCCGAGCAAAUAAUUGCUGUAUAGUAGUGUGCACGGAACGUGGUCCAAAUUCUACUCUCUUCUCCCCCCCAACCACUCAGUCCGGCGGAGGGGCGUGGCACAUUGCAAAGAAGGCGGCUGCAGGGAAAUGACAGGCGUCCUGCUUUAAUUAAAGCCGGGACGUGGGCGUCGGCGUGUGCGAGGGUGUGGGCGUGGGUGUGAGGCCCGAAAGUGUGCGCUGCAAUAAAACGGAGGAAAUUGAAACGCAAUGUGGCUGAUGCCGCGGACCGUGGACAACGCAACAAAGUGGACGAAAUUGCUUUUGGAACAGCACGGGAUAGUAGAAGUGGCAGCAGGGGCAGUCGAAUUAGCAGAGCAAGACAUUAAUUUUGAUUAAAUUCACCUGAACAUUUCGCAUUCAAACAACAACCGACUGAGUGAAAUAUUAGUCCAAAAAACAGAGCGAACAAUUAAAGCGAAUAUUUCAAGCAGCCGAGCCGCCUGGAGUGUGCAUAAAAUUCUUUGGAGCUGCAGCAGCAGGAGGCAUCUUGUGAAAGUCGUCGGUUUUGCGUGCCGCAGGCAUUGCAACAGCCACACAUGAACACGUCGCUGUGACAGGAGGUGCGCAGAAGGGAGGCGAAGUCGGGACCCCAGCAAAACAGCAUAAU
This is a messenger RNA of Drosophila elegans, 974 nucleotides long. RefSeq lists its product as uncharacterized. The record is from RefSeq and is a predicted model, not a curated record. The annotation marks the transcript as partial. Lineage: Eukaryota; Metazoa; Arthropoda; Insecta; Diptera; Drosophilidae. The transcript is spliced from 3 exons.